AUGGACCCUACGGAUUACUCCCACGACAUGGGCGAACGCGAGCCCCUUGACAUCCCGAACCCCUCUCCUCCCCGACAUCGACAACAAUACCCACAGCAGCAGCAGCCGUACCAGCAGCCCUACGACCAACCACCUGAACAGUAUCCUACUCUGCCGCAGCACCCGGAAGACCCAUUCGCGACGCCGCCUCGGAGCCGGCCAGGACCAUCAGCUCAUCCGGACUCGGCAUUCGACAGACUUCGGGCGCAACGACGGUACAGUAGAGAACCGCCAGCCAGCGGUGCGAGCAGUAGCGGAUGGGCUGCUGGCCCUCAAGCAGCUGCCAGCGUCGCACCAAACGGCUUCAGAGAGGAAGACCUGGCAUCGCCCGUCUCUCCGUCCCAGCCGCCACCUCAUCGCGGCGUUGAAGGACGGAACCGGAGCAGAGACGCGGACUACUACCCCCCGCGAACAAACUACCCCCCACGAACGGAAUACCCGCCACGAAAUCGCGCAUUCCCACCGCAAAGCAACAUCACGCCGGGGGCAGAUAACUUCAGCGACGCUGCUGCUGGGGGCAUGGCCGGGAUAGCUUUGAGUGUGGCGGAGCACAACGCGCGGGAGAGCGGCCUUAACGCUAUCCAGAGUGCGGGAUACCCGCAGUCAGGCCAACCGCAAGAACAAUGGCGGAACAAUGGUCGUGAGUACAGCGACGGGAGAGGAGGUCAAAUGGGCGGCCAGCAACAACGACAAGCGGCGUCUGGUGUCCCGUAUGGCCACCUCGACAACCCGGCGGAUGCAGAUUCAGUGUCUAGCUUGCCCAGCAGCUCCAACAACCUGAGCGCAGGAAAUGUCACACCAGGACACAGGACUCCGUCGAGGAGCCCUCACAGCGUCGUUAAUGACAUCUACACUGACGAUCCCUAUCAGAUCUACUCUCGGCCUCAAGACCCCCGGCUAGGUGCCGUCGACCCACUCGCCAUUGAAGAUGACGGUGAUGACGGCUUGACGUAUGGCGUCCGAAAAGGACCCCGGACAAGCAUGCUCAGUCUCGGUGGGUCAAGCCACAGAGGCCGGGAUGCUGCUGCAGCCGCGGGCGGUGCGGCAGCUGGCGCGGCGGCCGGAGGUGUCUUGGGUGGACUAGCGGGACGCAACGGCACCAGAAACUUGUCUGGGUACUACGCGCCAGUGCACAACGGGCUGAGCGCGGGUCCCUCUGGCCUCCCGGGCGAAAAGUCGGGGUGGCCGUCUGCUGAAGAUGCAAAGAAGAAAUCGAGGAGGUGGCGGCUGAUCAUUAUCCUCGGGGUUAUCGUGCUCGCCAUUGCAGGCAUCGCGCUCGGCGUCGUCUUUGGCGUCGUCCUCAAAAGGAACGGGGGCGGCGGGAGCAGCAGCAGCAACGGCUCGAGCGGGAGCGCGGCGGAUGACACCGCCGCCAACGGAGACCUUGGCGUCAACUCGGGGGAGAUCAAGGCGCUCUUGAACAACCCGAACCUGCACAAGGUAUUCCCGGGCGUCGACUACACCCCAGUUAACACGCAAUACCCCGACUGCAUCCACAACCCGCCAUCGCAAAACAACAUAACCCGCGAUGUUGCCGUUCUCUCGCAACUAACCAACACCAUCCGGCUGUACGGCACGGACUGCAACCAAACCCAGAUGGUCAUCCACGCGCUGAACCAGCUCAAGAUGCAAGACACCAUCAAGGUGUGGUUGGGCGUCUGGCAGGACAACAACGACACGACAAACGCGCGCCAGCUCACCCAGAUGUGGGACAUUUUGGACCAGUACGGCGAGAAGCCCUUCAAGGGCCUCAUCGUGGCCAACGAGAUCCUCUUCCGGGAGCAGAUGACGGUCGAAAACCUGACCCUCCUCCUCUCCAACGUGCGGCAGAACGUCACGGCCCGCGGCAUGUCGCUGCCCGUCGCUACUAGCGACCUGGGCGACAAGUGGACGGCGCAGCUGGCAGCGCAGAGCGACUACGUCAUGGCCAACAUCCACCCCUUCUUCUCGGGCACCAAGGUGGCGGAGGCGGCGGCGUGGACCAACAACUUCUGGCAGGUGAACAACGGGCCCUUCUUCAAGUCGGACAAGGACAAGAACAUCAUCAGCGAGACGGGUUGGCCGUCGCAGGGCGGCACCAGCUGCGGCACCGUGACCGAGACGGUCUGCCCGGACAAGGCCGUCGCCGGCAUCGACGAGAUGAACCAGUUCAUGGACGACUGGGUCUGCCAGGCCCUCGCCAACGGCACCCAGUACUUUUGGUUCGAGGCCUUUGACGAGCCCUGGAAGAUACAGUUCAACACGGCCGACCAGCAGUGGGAGGACCACUGGGGCCUCAUGGACGUCGACCGCAACCUCAAGAGCGGCGUCAAGGUGCCUGACUGCGGCGGCAAGACGGUCGACUGAGCGGCCGGUAACAUCUCGAACCGUCUUCUGAGUUAUUAAUUACUAAAAGAAGGAUGAGGGGUUGGGGGGAAGAAAUAGAGGAAAAAAGAUGCUGAACAGACGCAGUUGGCGGUCAUGGUAUGUUCAUGAUUCACGUCUCAUGGCUCCUUGAGUUGUUUGUCUUGUCUGGCCGACACGGCAUGGUUGCGUCGUUCAAGUUUGGCUUUCUUCAUUAUCUCUCUCUUCAUGGCAAAAACGGGCAAGAAACUUGGGCGGAUUGGCGGAAAGGGGGCUGGGACUGGGGGUUUUCUCUGUCAUCAUCAUCUUCAUCAUCAUCACCAUCAUCAUCAUCAUCAUCAUCACCAUCAUCAUCAUCAUCAUCAUCAUCACCAUCAUCAUCAUCAUCAUCAUC
This is a messenger RNA of Lasiosphaeria miniovina, 2776 nucleotides long. Its product is annotated as glycoside hydrolase superfamily. The transcript is spliced from 2 exons. The record is from RefSeq and is a predicted model, not a curated record. NCBI's taxonomy places the organism in Eukaryota, Fungi, Ascomycota, Sordariomycetes, Sordariales, Lasiosphaeriaceae. Gene Ontology annotation, biological process: cell wall organization; carbohydrate metabolic process. Gene Ontology annotation, cellular component: extracellular region; cell surface; fungal-type cell wall. Gene Ontology annotation, molecular function: glucan endo-1,3-beta-D-glucosidase activity. The coding region runs from base 1 to 2385 and encodes 794 amino acids.